CAAAUUUCUGUAAUUUACUAAAUUUCAAGGAGUAAAUAGGGGAAUUUCUGGCAAUAAUAACCAAACUCUAUAGUUUCUUGAAUCUUGUGACUCUAAAUGUCAAAAUAAGGUGUAUCGUUUUGAGCAAAUAUCCAUUGUGAUAAAGAAACUCGUAACCACGAGGAUGGAUUACGGAUAAAAGGUUCUAUUCCGCAUUCAUUUAAAGCCGUACGGUUUUAAUAAAUGGCGUCAUAUUUUACUCGUUAUCGGUCUGUUUUCAAACAUAACCUCAAUUUCUAGUUGUCAAUUCCACAAAGAUACCAUCUAUAUUUUUAUUAUUUUGUAUGUGUUUUUGAGUGAAAACGUGAUUUUUAACAUUUUUAACAAUGCCUCCUCUAAAAGAUAAGUGGGCGAGACGAUUUGUCAUCACCGAAACAGAUCGUCACAAGCUGGGAUUUACCAUUUACAAAGUGACGUCUAUCAUGUUUCUGAAAACGUCGCCAGAGAAUGUAUCAAAAGUAUCAGUUUGGAAGCGAUACAGUGACUUCCGAAAAUUGCACACAGCCCUCAGUACCUUAUACUCGAGUCUUCAAAACAAGGAACCAUUUCCAUCGUUCCCGAAACCAAGAUUCUUCGGUCGAUUCGAGACUGAAGUGAUCGAGGAGAGAAAAGACUGUGCUCUGGGACUCCUGACGUUUAUAGCUAAACAACCAGUUCUCUAUUCAAGCGACGUGUUCAUCCAGUUCUUUGAAAGUAGCCACCUGAGUAGCCACUUGCUCGACUGCUCUCUGUCGACAAGCACCGACACUUCCGAAGACGAUCGAGCUCGCACUGCAGAAAAUCCAGAAAGACUUUACCGACCUUUCCGGAAUUCACAGAGCCUUUCAAAAGGCUUCCGUAAAUUCAUCUGCUCUGAACAAGCAAGGCCCACAGUUUCCAGAAAUCACUUAAAAGACCAAAAUUAUGAGAAGAGAGAAUUCGCAGUCAGUACUGAAAAUGAGAGAAAUCAAAAUAGCAAUAGCAGUCAUGAGAAUAGGUCGAAUGGUGUUAUCUAUGCCCAGGAAGCGAUUAAAGAAGAGAUAACCAUCAUGCAUGAUGGAUCUGACUUGCCCAAGGCAGAUAGUAAUUCUACUCAAUAUAUUUUAAUCGCGGCUGCACACAUGAGUGCUGCUUUUCGACACGAGGCGAUAGCAGAGUACGAAGAAGCCUUUACUCAGUACAAAUUAGGGAUUUCUAAUCUUAUGAAUGGGAUUCAAACUGAUUCUGACGCGGAGAGAAAAGCUACGAUCAAAGACAAGAUCAGGAAGUAUUUGCAGCGGGCAGAGAAAUUGUAUAAUAGGCAUCUGAACUGUAAUAUUUCGGUAUUGAGUAAGCCUAUAAGUGAACUGAAAAAUUAUAAGGUUCUUGGAUUCAUCGAGUCAGGCAUGAUUGUCAAAGAUGCAUGGCGAGGAUUUACUAGGAUAAUAAAGACAAUAGAAUUGCCAGAAGGGAGCAAUUACGAUAUUAGCAAUUAUAUUUUACGAGGAAAAGUACCCUACAUGGUUCAAUUACAUGCUUGCAUUCAAACAGACUCUACUGUUUUUCUCGUGCUGCAAUACAUCAGGAAAGGAAAGUUAUGGGACUUUAUAAAAUCUAACUACAAACCAAAUAAAGAUUCCUACUCGUGUAAAAAAGGACACAGGCGAUCUUUCAGCUGCGGUGCAGUGAUUCAGCCUGACCAUGGAAUAGAGUGCAAUAAUUCCCAUUACUCAAAAGAGAAUCGUAAAAGCGAAAACUUGGAAACUGAUAGAGAAAAUGAAAAAUCCAAAAAUGAAAUUAGUUUCGAAAUAAACAUUUCAGUUAAUUCUGGGAUUUUAGAUAAACCGGAACUAGCUUCAGAUUCUAGUCACAAUGACAUUCAUACCACAGAAUUGGUAGAAAAUGCACAAAAGCUACUUCAGUCUAUUAACGCGACCUUAAAAAAGAGUAAUUCCAUCGCUACCAGAUUAAAUGAAUCUCAGCGGCUGCUUUACCAUUCAGAAAAUGCUAUAACAGACCUGAAUAUCUCCAGUUCACCCAAGAUUUAUGAUUUGCCAAAAUUAGUACAACAGUCUGAACAACAUGAUUGCGAGUUAGAAGAUUUAGAAAUAAAAGAACAGUUAGAUUUAUCGAGAAUAAAGUCCCCAAAUCCAUCAGACCUAGAAACUUUUAAAUUUUAUCUGUCUACGAUGGCAGGCGACGAAAAUUUCAAACGUGAAUACGAAGGCGUUGCACAGAUUUAUGUAAAUAUGAGGGACAAGUUGGCGAUCGAACAAUCAAUUUUUGGCAAUAAAUUAGAAACUAGGGCUGAAGUAGAAUGUGUGGAAAGUAAACAAGAAGCUUUGUGGAAGGUUCCAGAGGAUGUUCUUCAAUUAUGGGCUGCGCAAAUUUUAGUGGCGUUGGAAUCGCUUCACCAACAAGACGCGAUAGUGGCGGAUUUGAGGCCUGACAAUAUUUUAAUUAAUGACGAUGGGAGUGCAGUCAUGACUUACAUUGCCCGCCGACGUGACUUGGAUUUACUGAGAUUCAAAGAACCUUAUUCUUCACCUGAAUUGUGCUGUUUUGCACCUCCAGUCACGACAACGACGUCUGUCGACAUCUGGAGCUUCGGGAUUUUGCUUUAUGAACUCUUCACGGGAUUUAAAUUCGAAUCAAAACAUUCUGGAGGAUUUCAUUCACAUUCCACGAUCAACAUUUCCGAUGAAAUGUCAGAAGACGCAAAAUCACUUUUACACAGUAUUCUUAAAUAUCAACCAAAUGAGCGUUUGACUAUUCCAGAGAUAAAGCGACACCGUUUCUUCGCAAAAGUUGACUGGCUGAAACUUUUAAAUUCUUGAAUUCCAUGUGAAGGUAUUCUUUUACAAGAUAUAAAACAUAAGUGGUUUUUGUUUCGUAUAUUCGUAUAUUGAAACAAUUGUAUUUUUACUGCUGUUUUUGAGCAGGUAGAUAAGUUUUAUUUAUUUUACAUUCCUUUGUUAUUGUUCUUCGAGUUUUUGUUUUAUAGUAUUGUAAAUUGUAAAAAUUAUAUAGGUCAAAUAAAAUGAUUAUGUAUAGUCUGAAAGAA
This is a messenger RNA of Belonocnema kinseyi, 3061 nucleotides long. RefSeq names its product ribosomal protein S6 kinase delta-1. The coding region runs from base 366 to 2834 and encodes 822 amino acids. NCBI's taxonomy places the organism in Eukaryota, Metazoa, Arthropoda, Insecta, Hymenoptera, Cynipidae. The transcript is spliced from 6 exons. Gene Ontology annotation, molecular function: phosphatidylinositol binding; ATP binding; protein kinase activity. Gene Ontology annotation, biological process: protein phosphorylation. The record is from RefSeq and is a predicted model, not a curated record.